AUGUCCAAUGGCGAACACUCCGAGCCCUCCGUACGCACUGGUCUUUUAGAACAGCAGAAUUGGGAUCAAAGGCCCAAGUUCUUGCAACACUAUGGCAGCACAUUCAGCACAGAUUCAUACGAUCCAAGAGAAGGCCUCGAGAGCGGCACUGUUACUCCUCACAGCUUGCUCGAUGAAAAUGCCACCGAUGGUCUCCUUGGUGCUGGCUCGGGCAGCAACAUGAGCACAACAAGAUGGCUGGCCAAGCAGCAUGGUGUCAAGAGCGAGUCUACCAUGUACCUCCAUUACUAUCUCCCUGUGACAAAUUGGAUCCGCCAGUAUCAAUGGAAGUUUCUGCGCGGUGAUCUGGUUGCUGCCUUGACAAUGGCUUCCUUUUACAUCCCCAUGUCUUUGUCCUACGCCUCAAACUUGGCCCACCUGCCACCCAUCAAUGGUCUCUACGCUUUCGUCUUCAAUCCAUUCAUAUACGCCAUAUUCGGCACUGUACCGCAAUUGGUCGUCGGGCCCGAGGCUGCUGGUUCACUUCUCACUGGUCAAGUCGUGCGUGAGAACAUCAGUUCAGGGAAGCACAGAGACAACGACUUCGCAAGCAACACUCAAAUCGCCGGUAUGGUCACUGGAAUCUCAGGCGCAAUCAUUUUGCUUGCUGGCCUCUGCAGACUCGGCUUCUUGGACAGUGUUCUGAGCAGACCUUUCCUUCGAGGCUUCAUUAGUGCCAUUGGCAUUGUCAUUUUCAUCGACCAACUCUUGCCUGAGACUGGCAUGACUGCACUUAUUGAACACGAUCCCAGCGGUGCUGCACACGGCAGCUCUCUAACAAAAAUCGUCUACCUUUUCAGGCAUAUCGACAAAGCACACAAAUUGACUUGCGCUGUAUCGUUUGGUGCCUUUGCCAUCGUCAUGGUUUUCAGGCAGCUUAAGAGAAGCCUGCAACCCCGAUAUCCUUCAGUUGCCUAUUUUCCCGACCGUUUCUUGGUCGUUGUGUUCUCUGCUCUAUUCACCUGGAAGUUCUCGUGGGACAAGCAAGGUCUUGAUAUCUUGGGCGACCUGAAGACUACAGGCAAGCCCUUCCAAGUACACUUUCCCUUCCAGCCAUCCAUGAUGGAACACGUCACCGACGCUUUCUCAACCUCAUUCUUGAUCGCUCUACUCGGCUUUUUCGAAAGCAGUGUCGCAGCCAAAAGUCUUGCAAAUAGUACGACAAAGAUUGAGAAAAAGGUUGACAAGGAUGGCAAUGAGUACGAAGAGGCAGAUGGCAUUGUCAACAUGACUGUCUCUGCUAACCGCGAGUUGGUCGCCUUGGGUGUUGCAAAUAUCUUCGGAGGCUUGUUCAUGGGUAUUCCUGCCUUUGGUGGUUAUGGAAGAAGUUUGGUGAACAAGAACACUGGUGGAAAGACGCCGAUGAGCAGUGUGUUUUUGUCCCUGAUCACCGUCUUCUGCAUUCUGUUCUUGCUGCCAUACUUUCACUACAUCCCCAAAGGCGUACUUGCCGCUAUGAUCUCGGUCGUGGCAUACUCACUAAUCGAGGAAGCACCCCACGACAUCCACUUCUUCUGGUCAAUCAGAGGCUGGAACGAAAUCCUACUCAUGGUCCUGAUCUUCCUGACAACCUUCUUCUGGAACCUACGCAUCGGCAUCGCCGUCGGCAUAGGUCUUUCCCUCCUCCGUCUCCUCAAACACGCCACUCGCCCACGCAUCCAAAUCCUCGGCCGUGUCCCUGGCUCCCGCAACCAUUUCGACAGCGCCGAACACGGCGGUCUAGAAUUUAUCCCUCACGUUCUGAUUGUCAAGAUUCCUGAGCCUUUGACGUUUGCAAACACAGGAAGUCUCAAGGAUCGAUUGAGGAGACUAGAAGUUCAUGGCACUAGUGCCGCUCACCCUGCCCUCCCACGCGUGCGGUCCCAACAGCAAAAUCGCAAUGUGGUGUUUGAUGUCCAUGGCGUGACAUCUCUAGACCCUGCCGCCGCUCAAGUGCUGCUUGAGAUUGUGAGUGGGUAUCGCGAACGCGGGACUAGGGUUUUCUUCUGCAGAGUACCCAGUCGCAGGUCUCAGGUGUGGAAACUCAUGCUCGCGAGUGGCAUCGUCGAGGUCUGUGGUGGAGAAUCGCAUUUCUUGAGGGGAGUUGAGCAGGCGCUUGAGAUGGCUGAUCACGAGGAGAGAGCCGAUAGUCUGAGAGAAGAUGGUGGGAGUGUUGAAAUGGGUAGAGCAGCGACCACUUGA
This is a messenger RNA of Aureobasidium melanogenum CBS 110374, 2220 nucleotides long. RefSeq lists its product as uncharacterized. Gene Ontology annotation, biological process: transmembrane transport. The coding region runs from base 1 to 2220 and encodes 739 amino acids. Gene Ontology annotation, molecular function: sulfate transmembrane transporter activity. The transcript is spliced from 3 exons. Gene Ontology annotation, cellular component: membrane. The record is from RefSeq and is a predicted model, not a curated record. NCBI's taxonomy places the organism in Eukaryota, Fungi, Ascomycota, Dothideomycetes, Dothideales, Saccotheciaceae.